Messenger RNA from Triticum dicoccoides, 721 nucleotides. RefSeq names its product 60S ribosomal protein L35a-1-like. NCBI's taxonomy places the organism in Eukaryota, Viridiplantae, Streptophyta, Magnoliopsida, Poales, Poaceae. Gene Ontology annotation, molecular function: structural constituent of ribosome. The record is from RefSeq and is a predicted model, not a curated record. Bases 94 to 432 code for a protein of 112 amino acids. Gene Ontology annotation, cellular component: ribosome. The transcript has 4 exons. Gene Ontology annotation, biological process: translation.
AGCGCCGCCCGCUAGGGUUUUCUCUCCCCUUCCUGGUUGCGCAGCUCACCCCGAACCCCCAGCUCCCCUCCCCGGCGCCGCCGCAACAGCAAGAUGGUGAAGGGACGCACCGGCCAGCGCGUGAGGCUCUACGUCCGCGGCACCAUCCUCGGAUACAAGCGGUCCAAGUCGAACCAGUACGAGACGGCGUCGCUGGUGCAGAUCGAGGGGGUGAACACCAGGGAGGACGUGGCCUGGUACGGCGGCAAGAGGAUGGCCUACGUCUACAAGGCCAAGACCAAGAGCAACGGCACCCACUACCGCUGCAUCUGGGGCAAGGUCUCCCGCCCCCACGGCAACACCGGCGUCGUCCGCGCCAAGUUCACCUCCAACCUGCCCGCCGAGGCCAUGGGGAAAAAGGUCAGGGUCUUCAUGUACCCGAGCAGCAUCUAAAAGGUUACUUUGAAGUGUGGAGGAUUUUGCUCGCCCCUUAGGUUUCAUUUCAGAGUCUUGUAAGAUGGAUUCAGGCCCGGAUAGCAAGUUGAACUGCUGUUUCACUGUGAAGAACUGUAGUCUUCAUGUUAUCUCGAAUGUGUGGGUCGCACAUUAUAUGAUGUUAUAUGUAGUUCGAACCUGAUGCUGUUUUUGCCCACUUUCUGCGUUCUAUCCUUGCAAUUUUAGCUAUCAAAUCUGAUUCAGUGAUGGUUUUACUCUUCUGAUAUGAAUGUUUGUAUGCCCUUUU